Zymoseptoria tritici IPO323 is the source of this 711-nucleotide messenger RNA. RefSeq lists its product as uncharacterized. The coding region runs from base 1 to 711 and encodes 236 amino acids. The transcript has a single exon. NCBI's taxonomy places the organism in Eukaryota, Fungi, Ascomycota, Dothideomycetes, Mycosphaerellales, Mycosphaerellaceae. The record is from RefSeq and is a predicted model, not a curated record.
AUGAGAUUCAUCGCUGCCACUACUAUCGCGCUUCUCAGCAGCGCUGCAAUUGGCAUGCCAGUUGCCAAGCACUCCGGCGAGGUUCUGAACAAUCCCGAUCCAGUCUACCUAGGAGCUAGCAUUAAGCGGUCGGAACUUGAGGAGCGGAAGAAGCGCGGCGAAAUCGCGAACAAUCCCAAUCCAGUCUACACGGUACCUGAAGUCGAACGGUCGAAACUUCAGGAGCGGAAGAAGCGCGGCGAAAUCGCGAACAAUCCCAAUCCAGUCUACACGGUACCUGAAGUCGAACGGUCGAAACUUCAGGAGCGGAAGAAGCGCGGCGAAAUCGCGAACAAUCCCAAUCCAGUCUACACGGUACCUGAAGUCGAACGGUCGAAACUUCAGGAGCGGAAGAAGCGCGGCGAAAUCGCGAACAAUCCCAAUCCAGUCUACACGGUACCUGAAGUCGAACGGUCGAAACUUCAGGAGCGGAAGAAGCGCGGCGAAAUCGCGAACAAUCCCAAUCCAGUCUACACGGUACCUGAAGUCGAACGGUCGAGACUUCAGGAGCGGAAGAAGCGCGGCGAAAUCGCGAACAAUCCUAAUCCAGUCUACCCUGGACCUGGCGUGGAAAGAGCAAAGCUCGAGGAGCAUGGCAAAAGCCCAACCGCCGACGAAACGAUCGCGAAGCGCCAAACUCCAAAGUCGAGCGUAGUUGCAAAGGAUGCCUAG